AUGGCAGCUCCUACGUCAACUUCAUAUGGCUCCCACUCGUCCUCUGAUUCAAGUCACCACAACGGCGUCGGUUCGCCCAAUCUGCCCUACGAUCCUCCUCUCACUUUCUCCACCGUCAUCGACCACGACCACAACACCAUCAACAAGUAUGCCGGUCGCCUCCUCCGAGCCAAGGCGCCUCAAGACCGCGCCCGUCUCCUGCGCGAAGUCACCUGGCGUCUCGUCCGCCACGACGUCUCGGAGGACAUCGUCAUGCGGCCCGCUUUCAUCGAGCACUUGGGGGAUGAGGGCGUGCACAUGGCCGAACACGACCGCACGGACCACGAGAGAGCCCGCACCGAACUCCUCGCACUGUUCCACAUCCCGCUCGAAGGGGACGAGUUCCUCGGUAGCCUACGCGCACUGUUCGCGGAGCUGCUGGAGCACAUGAGGAUCGAGUCCGGGCAGCAGAUCCCGCAUCUGGAACACAUGCUCGACCCUGAGGAGAGCCAGCGCCUGGGCAGGGAGUAUCUAAAGACCCAGCGCCUUACGCCCGACCUGGAGAUUGUUGUUGACAAGUCUACGGGCGCCAGAAGGCGCGUGUGGAGGGAUGUCGAGGAGUUCGCGCGCACGGAUCUUCAAAGAUUUAAGGAGAUCUGGGAGGAGCUGAAGCUCAGUGAGGAACCGGUCGAUACGGAAGAAGCUGAAGCAUUCCACAAGAAGCUCGAUCGAGGAAAAUUAUGA
Messenger RNA from Fonsecaea multimorphosa CBS 102226, 723 nucleotides. RefSeq lists its product as uncharacterized. Lineage: Eukaryota; Fungi; Ascomycota; Eurotiomycetes; Chaetothyriales; Herpotrichiellaceae. Bases 1 to 723 code for a protein of 240 amino acids. The transcript has a single exon. The record is from RefSeq and is a predicted model, not a curated record.